This is a messenger RNA of Nannospalax galili (Upper Galilee mountains blind mole rat), 4537 nucleotides long. Its product is annotated as golgin subfamily A member 2. Lineage: Eukaryota; Metazoa; Chordata; Mammalia; Rodentia; Spalacidae. Gene Ontology annotation, cellular component: cis-Golgi network; Golgi cis cisterna; Golgi cisterna membrane. Gene Ontology annotation, biological process: Golgi organization; spindle assembly. The transcript has 28 exons. Gene Ontology annotation, molecular function: protein binding. Bases 52 to 3189 code for a protein of 1045 amino acids. The record is from RefSeq and is a predicted model, not a curated record.
GGCACUGGAGCUGCCGGAAGCAGUUCCGCGGUGGCUGUCGGGAUCGUGGUGAUGUGGCCCCCCCGCUUUCCCUCUCCCCGCCCCGGGAUGUCGGAAGAAACCAGGCAGAGCAAAUUGGCUGCGGCCAAGAAAAAGCUGAGAGAAUAUCAGCAGAAGAACAGCCCUGGUGUUCCCACAGGGGCAAAGAAGAAGAAAAAGAUUAAAAAUGGCAGUAGUCCUGAGAGACCCUCUGCUGAUGAUUGUCAGUCACCUGAGGAUAUUCAGGACAUUCUGAAGGUGUUGGUGUCCGACCUUAACCGUUCCAAUGGGGUAGCGCUCCCCCCAUUGGACAAAAGGAAGGCGCCCACAGACCUCACUCCUCCUGUACCACCAACUGCCGAUGAUGACACUGUGUUUCUCGGUGUUGUCCCUUCCCCUGAUGCUGAGCUCACUAGCAUGGCGUCUCCGCAGAGCCACGAUGCUGACAGCUGCUCUAAUCUCAUGGAGGAGACGAACACUUUCUCAUCAACUGAGAGCCUGCGACAACCUUCUCAACAGCUCAAUGGUCUUGUGUCUGAGUCUACGUCCUACAUCAAUGGGGAGGGCCUCACAUCUUCUAGCAUGAAGGAUCUGGAGAGCCGGUACCAAGAGCUAGCAGUAGCCCUGGACUCCAGCUAUGUAACAAACAAACAACUCAGUAGCACGAUAGAGGAAUUGAAACAACAGAACCAAGACACUCUGGAUCAGCUGGAAAAGGAAAAGAAAGAUUAUGAGCAGAAAUUGGCAAAGGAGCAAGGAGCUCUAAGGGAACAGCUGCAGGUUCACAUUCAGACCAUAGGCAUCCUGGUGUCUGAGAAGGCAGAAUUACAAACAGCCCUGGCCCACACCCAGCAAGCAGCCAGGCAGAAAGCAGGAGAAUCUGAAGAUCUUGCCAAUCGCCUGCAGUCUUCCCGACAGCGUGUGGGAGAGCUCGAGCGGACUCUGUCUGCUGUGUCCACGCAGCAGAAACAGGUGGACAGGUGCAACAAGGACCUAAGCAAAGAGCGAGACACCCUCAAGCUGGAGUUGUACAAGAACAACAAAAAUAACGAGGACCUGAGGCAGCAGAACUCAGAACUGGAAGAGAAACUUCGAGUCCUAGUGGCAGAGAAGGCAGCUACGCAGUCUGGGGUGGAGGAGCUGCAGAAGAAGUUGGAGAUGUCUGAGCUCCUGCUGCAACAGUUCUCUAGCCAGUCUGAGGCCUCUGAUAGCAGCCAGCAAUUACAGCAUGCCAUGGAGGAGCGGGCACAGCUGGAGACCCAUGUGGGCCAGCUGAGGGAGUCACUGAAACAGCUCCAGAUAGAGAGAGACCAGUAUGCAGAGAGCCUCAAAGGGGAGAGUGCCAUGUGGCAGCAGAGGAUGCAGUGCAUGGCGGAGCAGGUGCACACAUUGAAGGAGGAAAAGGAGCAUAGAGAAAGUCAGGUCCAGGAGCUGGAGACCAGCUUGGCUGAACUCAGAAGCCAGAUGGAAGAGCCUCCUGCUCCAGAGCCUCCAGCAGGGCCCUCUGAGGUGGAAGAGUGGCUAAAGGCAGAGGUGGAGCGGCUGCAGAAGGAACUGGACAGCUUGACGGGACAGCUGCGUGCCCAGGUGCAGGACAACGAGAGUCUGAGCCACCUGAACCGGGAGCAGGAGGAACGACUGCUGCAGCUGGAGCGGGCAGCCGAGCGCUGGAGCGAGCAGGCAGAGGAGCGCAAGCAGAUCCUGGAGAGCAUGCAGAGCGACCGCACCACCAUCAGCAGAGCGCUCUCACAGAACCGAGAGCUCAAGGAGCAGCUAGCCGAGCUGCAGAACGGCUUUGUUAGGCUGACCAAUGAGAACAUGGAGAUUACCAGUGCACUGCAGUCAGAGCAGCAUGUCAAGAAAGAGCUGGCCAAGAAGCUGGGGCAGCUGCAGGAGAAGCUAGGAGAGCUGAAGGAGACGGUGGAGCUGAAGAGCCAAGAAGCUCGGGGUCUGCAGGAACAGCGAGAUCAGUGCCUGUCCCACCUGCAGCAGUACGCUGCCGCCUAUCAGCAGCACGUGGCUGCCUAUCAGCAACUGACCUCUGAGAAGGAGGCAUUGCACAAGCAGCUUCUGCUGCAAACGCAGCUCAUGGACCAAUUGCAGCAUGAGGAGGUGCAGGGCAAGAUGGCAGCUGAGAUCGCCCGCCAGGAGUUGCAGGAGGUCCAGGAGCGCCUGGAAGCUACCAGUCAGGAAAACCAGCAGCUCCAGGCCCAGCUGAGCCUCCUGGCUCUCCCUGGGGAAGGAGAAGAGGACCAUGAGGAGCUUGAUGAGGAAGCUCCCCGGCCCAGUCUGACCAUCCCAGAGGACCUAGACAGUCGAGAGGCCAUGGGGUCAGGCACCUGUCCAUCUGGGAACAAGUGUACUGCUGAGGUGGCAUUCUUUAAUACAGCUAUAGCCAGUGCUGAGGAAGAGCAGGCCCGGCUCCGUGGGCAGCUGAGGGAGCAGAAGGCACGUUGCCGGAGUCUGGCUCAUCUGGCAUCCCCAGCUCAGAGCAAGCUGGAGAAGGAGGCUGUGGCCCCCGGGAGUCCAGGUGACUCUGUGUCUGGGGAGAGCCACCAGGCCCUAGAGGUAGCCAUGGAGAAGCUGCAGAGCCGCUUCCUGGAGGUCAUGCAGGAGAAAGUAGAGCUCAAAGAGCGGGUGGAGGAACUUGAACAUUGCUGUAUCCAACUCUCUGGAGAGACAGACACCAUUGGAGAGUACAUUGCCCUCUACCAAAACCAGAGGGCAGUGCUAAAGGCGCGGCACCUGGAGAAGGAGGAGUACAUCAGCCGACUGGCCCAGGACAAGGAGGAGAUGAAGAUAAAGCUGCUGGAGCUGCAGGAGCUGGUGUUGAGGCUUGUGAACGAGCGCAAUGAAUGGCAGGGCAAGUUCCUCGCAGUUGCUCAGAACCCUGUCGAUGUGCCUACCCCAGAGCCUGCAGGCACUCAGGAAUUUGGAGCUGCUGACCAGCAAGGUGAUCUCAGGGAGGUAAGCCUUGCUGACAAUGUGGACCCUGCACAAGGAGAAGCUGGGGCACCCACUCCCCUUGAGAACCCUACUGCACAGCAGAUCAUGCAGCUGCUCCGUGAGAUUCAGAACCCCCGGGAACGGCCAGGCCUGGGCAGCAACCCCUGCAUCCCCUUUUUCUACCGUGCUGAUGAGAAUGACGAAGUGAAGAUCAUGGUUGUCUAAAAGACUGAUGCCAAAGCCUCGAGAAGGGCAGCCAAAGGUUCUGCCCCAACCCAGUCCCUUCUCAGUCAUCUUUUUUAUCCUUAUGGUAGCAAGACCCAGACCCCCUCGGGGUUGAGGAGGCAGCUCAGUUGGCACAGGGCUUGCCUAGCAUGCACAAAACCCUGAGUUUGAUCCCUAGCACCUCUUGAACUGGGAUUACACCUGUAAUCCCAGCACUUGGGAGGUGGAGGCAAAGAGAAUCAGAAGUUCAAGGUCAUCCUCAUCUACCUAGUAAGGCCAGCCUGGACUACAAGAGACUGAAAAAACAAAGGAUCAGACCCUCCUAUCUUAAUGGCAGAUACAAAUAGGUAUGUAUAGGUCCUUUGCCAUCUUGACCAGGGCUGCUUUACUUUCUAAACUCCUGUUAGAGAACAAGAGCAGAGAAUCGGUGAUUGAACAGCCUGCUUCUCUGGAUGAACAGAACCCCCGGUGGCUUUCUCACCAAGCUGUUUUUCAUCUGGAGGGCCUCAAUCCCUGCUCAAGGCACUCAGGCAGAACAGCUGGGCAGCCCUCAGGCCAGCUGCAGCUCAGGCUGGCACUGGCAUGUUUGCAAUCAGUGGGACUCCUAACUUUCUAUCCAUCUCUCCUCCCAUUUGCUUUUUUCUUGAGAUAGGGUUUCCUGUGUCCCAGGCUGGCCUUCAACUCACUACAAUUUGAGCUUCCACUUCUCCUGCCUCACUGUAUACCAUGCCCAGUUUCAUGCACUGCUAGGCAAGCGCUCUACCAACUGAUUUACAUCCCCAGCACUACUACCUUUUUCUUUUCUGUGGUGAUGCUGGGGAUGGAACCCAGGGCCCCGCACAUCCCCAGACUGACGCCCAUCUUCUUAGAGGCACUUUAGGGCAGUGGGACUGGGCAGCAUUUUUAUGGGUCCCUAGGCUAACCGUAGGCCAGGUAGGCAUCCUACUCAGGAGGGCUUCCAUCUUAGAGGCACUUUGGGCAGGGCAGGGCAGGGCAGUGGGUACCAUUCUCUCAGGCCUUAUGAUAAUGUGGGUAACUGUAUGCCAGGCAGGGCAGAGGCUGUUGGGGGGUGGGCUUCCCCUCCCCCGGUGUACAUAUUGUACCUGUGUACCAUUUUGUAUAUUCCGGGGUAGGGACACCCCCUGUAUCAUAGUGGAGGUUGGAGCUGGCAAGUGGGGAGGAGGUUCUAAUAAUUAUUUGGGGCUGGGAAAUUUAUUUAUUGGUAGAACAGGACAGAGGAAGGGAGGCAAAGACGGGGUGGUAGCACCCUGCUGAUGCGGCUCCUCUUUAUUUUGCUUUUUACUUGUGAAUAAAUGGAUUUAGCCAUACUGCUGGGCCUUGGGUGUUG